GAGAUACAGCCUUCACUGUUUAUGAUGGAUCCACCUGACAGCAGGAAAAUCUAGGAUGGGAUCAAAGGGACACUGAUAUUUAUUGACUUUUACAGUCACCUGUUUUCACUAAGAAAGAGAAACAGUUUCUAUCAUUUUUAGGACUUAAGUAUUAAAUAUGAAAUGAAUCCUUCUUGUUUGUAUUGUGUCUCCUUAUACUGACACUAGGUAAUGUGUUGUGAGCCUGGAGGUGGGGGUUGGUAGCUCAAAAGCAAAAUUUGUUUACUGAGAGAUUUUCUCUUUGAGUUUAAAAGACCUCGGCAGGCUCCAAUCAGCUGGCUGUUGGGGGCAGUGCCCCCUGUGCUUUCAUUUACCUGAGCACUUAUACAAGUUGAGAUGAGAAAAGAGCCAGUUUGGUUGACCUUUGGGCUGAUUUUUAGAGUGGAUGUUGUGGUUAGAGACUUCGGCUUGGAGUCUGAGCUGAGCCCUGCUCACAGCCUAUUUUGCCCUUGGACAGAUCUCUUUCCCUCUGAGCUUGUUUUCUCAUCUGUAAAAUGGAGACUAUUUUAUUUUUGUAUUUUUUCCUCCAUUAGAAUGAAUGGUCAGUGAAGGCAGGAAUCACAUCUACCUCAUUUUCUUAAAUCCCCAAAGUCUAGUCCAUAACCCGACACAUGGGGAGUCUUCAAAACCCUGACUGAGUGAAUGAGUGUAAGUAAUUUUUCUGGAGAAAUCUGAGGAACACGACCUCAUCGAGGUGGUGAAGGUCAGUAAUAGUCAUAAAUCAUGUUGCUGUAUCAUUCAUAUCAUGUCAUGAAAACAGCACCGUACCCACAUCUAGAAUGUUCCUCCCCAACGCUGCUAUCCUCAGUCUAAUAAUGAGAAAAACAUCCCAUCCCAACAGCGGGGUAUCCUACAAAAAAUUUGACCAGCACUCCCCCAAAACUGUCAAGGUCAUCAAAACCAAGGAGAGUUUGAGAAAGUCUCAGCCAAGGAGGAGCCUAAGGAGACAUGAGAACGAAAUAUAAUGUGGUAUCGUGGAUGGGAUCCUAGCUCAGAUACAGGACAUCAGGUAAAAACUUAAGGAAAAAUGAACAAAUUUUAGUUGUAUCAAUGUAGGUUAUUUUAAAUGAAUAUAACAUGCUAGUAUGUUAAUAAGAGAAAUUACGUGGGAGGGCAUACCUCACUGUACUGUCUUCUCAACUUUUCCAUAUAUCUAAAAUUGUUCCCAGAAAAUAGGCUUACUUUUAAAAUAGGGCCGCCCCCACCCCCGCGGCCUCCGGCGCUCAGGUGCUCGCCUCCCGGAAGCGGGAGAGGGCUCCGCCCCACCCCGCGCAAAGAUGGCGACGCGAGGAGGCCCGCCCCGCACAAAGAUGGCGGCCGCGUCGGGGAGGAACCGGAAGCGCGGUCUGGCGGUAGCGCCCGUCCGCGGCAGCGCCAGAACGCGCGGGGCGGCGCGGGUCCGGGCAUGAAGCUGGGCCGGGCCGUGCUGGGCCUGCUGCUGCUGGCGCCGUUGGCGGUGCGGGCGGUGGAGCCCAUCAGCCUGGGACUGGCCCUGGCCGGCGUCCUCACCGGCUACAUCUACCCGCGCCUCUACUGCCUCUUCACGGAGUGCUGCGGCCAGAAGCGGAGCCUCAGCCGGGAGGCGCUGCAGAAGGAUCUGGACAGCAAGCUCUUUGGACAGCAUCUCGCAAAGAAAGUCAUCUUAAAUGCUGUGUCUGGCUUCAUAAGCAACCCGAAGCCGAAGAAACCUCUCACCCUUUCUCUGCACGGGUGGACGGGCACGGGCAAAAAUUUUGUCAGCAAGAUCAUCGCGGAGAAUAUUUACGAGGGAGGUCUGAACAGUGACUAUGUCCACCUGUUUGUGGCCACGCUGCACUUUCCACAUGCCUCCAACAUCACCCUGUAUAAGGACCAGUUACAAUUAUGGAUACGUAGCAACGUGAGCGCCUGUGCCAGAUCCAUCUUCAUAUUCGAUGAGAUGGACAAGAUGCAUGCCGGCCUCAUAGAUGCCAUCAAACCUUUCCUAGACUAUUAUGAUCAUGUGGAUGGGGUUUCCUACCAGAAAGCCAUCUUCAUAUUUCUCAGCAAUGCUGGAGCAGAAAGGAUCACAGACGUGGCUUUGGAUUUCUGGAGGAGUGGAAAGCAGAGGGAAGAGAUCCGGCUCAAAGACAUGGAGCCGGCCUUGUCGGUGUCGGCCUUCAAUAACAAGAACAGUGGCUUCUGGCAUAGCAGCCUAAUUGACCGAAAUCUCAUUGAUUAUUUUGUUCCCUUCCUCCCCCUGGAAUAUAAACACCUAAAAAUGUGCAUCAGAGUUGAAAUGCAGUCCCGAGGCUUUGAUAUUGAUGAGGACAUUGUCACCAAAGUGGCCGACGAGAUGACAUUUUUCCCCAAAGAGGAGAGAGUUUUCUCUGACAAAGGCUGCAAAACCGUGUUCACCAAGUUAGAUUACUACUACGAUGACUGACACGGCACUGGAGUUGCUUCAAGUUGGAACACUGCUCUUUUCCCAUAUCUCCCCCAGCUCCAUACACUGGAAGAGGACUAAAGUGAAUGCUUCCUGUGGGACAGGACAGGCAUUGCCCCAGGCAGUGUUCAUCCAGCAGAGCCUUGCCAGUGUCCUACCCUACAGAUCGUGGACUUCGAAAGAGUGUUCAGAGGAGGAAGCAGCUCCCAAUCCACUCAGCCCAGGGCUCAUGAUUUUUUAAAAAUCAUGUUUUAAUCUCAAGUGUUUCUGUUUCAAGGAAGGACGUCUAAGUUUUAUUGAAAAUGUGGUAACUUUAUUUAAAAUGGUUUUUAACAUUAUGAGAAACUUUUCAGGCUCUA
Molecule: messenger RNA, 2802 nt
Organism: Nyctereutes procyonoides (raccoon dog)
Lineage: Eukaryota; Metazoa; Chordata; Mammalia; Carnivora; Canidae
Gene: TOR1A
Product: torsin family 1 member A
Exons: 5
Coding region: 1445-2443 (332 amino acids)
Biological process (GO): nuclear membrane organization; protein localization to nucleus
Cellular component (GO): endoplasmic reticulum; endoplasmic reticulum lumen; nuclear envelope
Molecular function (GO): ATP binding; ATP hydrolysis activity; kinesin binding
Source: RefSeq, a predicted model, not a curated record